UGCAGGCAGCUCCAUUGGAGUAGAGCCACAUACACUCCACUCCUCUCGAGCUCGAUCGAUCGAUCGAUCACAGUAUAGUAGCUAGAAGAAGAUGGCGAUGAUGCAGAUUAGGCGGCCGCAUGAUGCCAUCUCACAUCUCAUGGUGAUCGUAGUAGGAGCUGUGAUACUGCUGCAAGGUGAGGCGCAGCCAUCCCCUGGGUACUACCCGAGCUCCAAGGUGAGCUCAACGCCAUUCUCGCAGUGGUACAGCACCCUGUGGGGGCCGCAGCACCAGUCUCUGUCGCCGGACCAGACCGCCCUCACCCUCUGGAUGGACCGCAGCUCAGGCAGCGGGUUCAAGUCGAAGCGGUCGUACCGGAACGGCUACUUCGGCGUCUCCAUGAAGGUCCAGCCCGGCUACACCGCCGGCGUCAACACCGCCUUCUACCUGUCGAACAACGAGGUGUACCCGGGGUACCACGACGAGAUCGACGUGGAGCUGCUGGGCACGGUGCCCGGCGAGCCCUACACGCUGCAGACCAACGUGUACGUCCGGGGCACGGGGGACGCCCACCCCAUCGUCGGCCGGGAGAUGCGGUUCCACCUCUGGUUCGACCCGGCCGCGGCGUUCCACCACUACGCCGUGCUCUGGAACCCCGACGAGAUCGUCUUCCUCGUCGACGACGUGCCGGUGCGCCGAUACCAAAAGAAGGUGGAGGCCACGUUCCCGGAGCGGGAGAUGUGGGCGUACGGCUCCGUCUGGGACGCCUCCGACUGGGCCACCGACGGCGGCCGCUACAGGUCCGACUACCGCUACCAGCCCUUCGUGUCCGGGUUCAAGGACUUCAAGGUCGCCGGCUGCGAGGUCGGCGCGCCGGCGUCGUGCCGCCCCGUGCCGGCGGGGCCCGGAGGCGGGCUGAGCGCGCAGCAGAGCGCCGCCAUGAGCUGGGCGCAGCAGAGGGCCAUGGUCUACUACUACUGCCAGGAUGGAUCCAAGGACCGCUCCAACUACCCAGAGUGCUAGGAAGCUCCGAGCUCGAGCCAGCGGCAAUGGUGGCUGCCCUUCCGUUCCAGUGAUGGUUGAGGCGUACGUACGUAUGUACUCCUAUACGGCACGGCAGGUAUACGAUGUAUAGUGUGAUUGCAUUGAUACGGUGAUUCGAUCGGGUAUGUAUGUGGUGCAAUUAAUCCCCAGCAGAGGCUGCUGAGGCGUACUCUACCUAAGUUAUUGCUAUUUGUGACACGUACUGUUAUAAAGUACUUUUAGUAGAUUGGCCGUGUGGACCUGUAAAAAAACGACACUUUUGGAUACAGAGAAAAGGUUCACAACGACACAA
Hordeum vulgare subsp. vulgare (domesticated barley) is the source of this 1316-nucleotide messenger RNA. Its product is annotated as xyloglucan endotransglucosylase/hydrolase protein 31-like. The record is from RefSeq and is a predicted model, not a curated record. NCBI's taxonomy places the organism in Eukaryota, Viridiplantae, Streptophyta, Magnoliopsida, Poales, Poaceae. Gene Ontology annotation, molecular function: hydrolase activity, hydrolyzing O-glycosyl compounds; xyloglucan:xyloglucosyl transferase activity. Gene Ontology annotation, biological process: xyloglucan metabolic process; cell wall biogenesis. The transcript has 3 exons. Bases 92 to 1003 code for a protein of 303 amino acids. Gene Ontology annotation, cellular component: cell wall; apoplast.